GUUUAGAGUUUCGCGGGUACGGGUCGGUGGAUCUCACAACAGAGAGAAAACGAAAUUUGGAAGAAAAAAAAACAGAAAGGAAGAGAAGAAGAGUAUAAAGAAAUCAACCAAUUCAAUUCGCAGAAUCGAGCCAAUCAAAAAUCGGUUCGUUUAACCUGUUUUCCGUUUGAUGGAGGGAGUAGGAAACGACGGCGAAGCGCCGCUUGCAAAAUGGAGAAGUGAGUUUUCGAGGGCAUUUCAGUACUAUUUGGAUCGAUCCACUCCUCAUACAGUGAGAAGAUGGCUUGGAACAUUGGCGGGGGCGAUGAUUUAUGUUCUUAGGGUUUACUAUGUUGAAGGGUUUUAUGUGGUUUCUUAUGGUCUUGGGAUUUAUAUUUUGAAUCUCUUGAUUGGUUUUCUGUCUCCUAAGGAUGAUCCUGAGCUUGAAGCUUUGGAUGGUGCUUCUUUGCCUACCAAAGGUUCGGAUGAAUAUAAGCCUUUUAUUCGUCGGCUGCCCGAGUUCAAGUUCUGGUAUGCAAUUACUAAGGCUUUUGUUGUGGCUUUUACUUUGACCUUCUUCUCUGUUUUGGAUGUGCCUGUUUUCUGGCCAAUAUUAUUGUGUUACUGGAUUGUUCUCUUUGUCCUGACAAUGAAACGCCAAAUCAUACACAUGAUCAAGUACAAGUAUUUGCCUUUCGACAUUGGAAAGCAGAAGUACAGUGGUAAGAAAUCAUCUGCUAGUAGCAGCAGAUCAAUGGACUAAUGACUGCAGACAUUAAACAAGAAAAAGGAGAUCACAGAUCAGAUAAGAUACUGCUAGUCUCCCACUUCAUUAACUCUUGCCACUUUAUUUUUAAAAAAGUUAAUGCUAGUAGGCACUGCUUUCAUUCAAUUAUUGAAUUUGUGUACUUGUGGGGCUACGGUCUUUGUUUUGUUCCACGCAUCUUAUAUAUAGCUAACAGAACACAAUCCUUGGUA
Messenger RNA from Mercurialis annua (annual mercury), 957 nucleotides. Its product is annotated as protein RER1B-like. Lineage: Eukaryota; Viridiplantae; Streptophyta; Magnoliopsida; Malpighiales; Euphorbiaceae. Gene Ontology annotation, cellular component: Golgi membrane. The transcript has 4 exons. Gene Ontology annotation, biological process: retrograde vesicle-mediated transport, Golgi to endoplasmic reticulum; protein retention in ER lumen. The record is from RefSeq and is a predicted model, not a curated record. Bases 170 to 742 code for a protein of 190 amino acids.